AUGGUUUCCAAUUUCCCAAAGAUUAAAAAAGUCAAGACAUAUCUAAUACAUGGUAAAGGUGGUGGUGAUUAUCAUGAUGUGGAAAAAGGACACUGGUUAGUGGAUAAUGAUAUUUCAAAUCCAAUGUCGAAAUAUCCAGAAUAUAGAAAAUCAAGAACUUCAUGGGGUAUUAAUGUUUUAGGAUCUUUUUGUGUUGAAAUUGAAGCUGAUGAUGGCCAUAAAGGUUUUGCUACAGGGUUUGGUGGUCCAAUUGCAUGUUGGUUAGUUCAUCAUCAUUUCAAUAGAUUUUUAGAAGGUGGAGAUCCAAGAGAUUUAAAUAUCAUUUGGGAUAAAUUAUUUAGAGCUUCAAUGUUUUAUGGUAGAAAAGGGAUAACAAUUGCAGUUAUAAGUGUUGUUGAUUUAGCAUUAUGGGAUCUUUUAGGCAAAAUUAGAAAUGAACCUGUUUAUAAGAUGAUUGGUGGUGCUACAAGAGAUCGUCUUGAUUUUUAUUGUACAAGUUCAAGACCCGAAGCUGCUAAAGAAAUGGGAUUUUGGGGUGGUAAAGUUGCAUUACCAUUUGGUCCUGAUGAAGGUCAUUUAGGAUUGAAGAAAAAUGUUGAAUUUUUAACAAAACAUCGUGAUGCAGUUGGUCCAGAUUUCCCAUUAAUGGUUGAUUGUUAUAUGUCAUUAAAUGUUUCUUAUGUUAUUGAUUUAGUCAAAGCUACUAAACAUUUAAAUAUCAAUUGGUGGGAAGAAGUUUUACAUCCUGAUGAUUUUGAUGGAUUUGCACAAAUUAAAAGAGCUCAUCCAGAUGUUAAAUUUACAACUGGUGAACAUGAAUAUACUAAAUAUGGAUUUAGAAAAUUAAUUGAAGGUCGUAAUCUUGAUAUUAUUCAACCAGAUGUUAUGUGGGUUGGUGGAUUAACUGAAUUACUUAAAGUUGCAGCUCAAGCAGCUGCUUAUGAUAUCCCUGUUGUUCCUCAUGCUUCAGGUCCAUAUUCAUAUCAUUUUGUUGUUAGUCAACAAAAUACACCAUUCCAAGAAUAUCUUGCAAAUUCACCAGAUUCAAGAUCAGUUUUACCAGUGUUUGGAGAAUUAUUUAUUGAUGAACCAAUUCCAUAUAAAGGAUUUUUAAAUGUUAGUGAUUUAAAUAAACCAGGAUUUGGUUUAACUAUUAAUCCAAAACAACAAUUUAUUGAUGCAGAAUAUUUGUUAAAUCCAUCACCACAGAAAACAAUUACAUUAAAUAAAGAAGAUGAAUAA
Hansenula ciferrii is the source of this 1242-nucleotide messenger RNA. Its product is annotated as L-rhamnonate dehydratase. Lineage: Eukaryota; Fungi; Ascomycota; Saccharomycetes; Phaffomycetales; Wickerhamomycetaceae. Gene Ontology annotation, biological process: carbohydrate catabolic process. The transcript has a single exon. The coding region runs from base 1 to 1242 and encodes 413 amino acids. Gene Ontology annotation, molecular function: L-rhamnonate dehydratase activity; magnesium ion binding. The record is from RefSeq and is a predicted model, not a curated record.